Messenger RNA from Vitrella brassicaformis, 1814 nucleotides. The record is from the annotation of a GenBank genome assembly. NCBI's taxonomy places the organism in Eukaryota, Vitrellaceae.
CGAGGGCUGGUCCAUUCCGUGUGCAAACAAACAAACAACCAUCCCUGUACAGCCAGCUAAGCUAUACACACACACGACAAUAUAUGUGUGGUCUGUCUGUCCCAUGUAGGUAGGUAGGUAGGUAUGUCUGUAUGUCACGCAGGUCAUUCAUAAUAUUAUGUCACGCAUCCAUCCCUCCCUUCCUCCACCCCUCACAUGACAGCGCAUUGCUGCUGCACUGGGCGGCUGCAUCGGUGGCCGUUGAGGCCCCAGUGGCGCCCGCACCGAUAGCAGAACGCCGUGCGGCAGUUGCUGCACACCUGAACGCACACCCAAGCACCCCAGAAAGACAGGUGCCUUCCCUGUGUCACAUAUUUGCCGGCUGACCAUUCUGUCGCAGCCAAAGGACCGCACAAUGCGCAGCGAGCAGGUCGGACACGUCGCCGCACCAACGUCCCUGCCCACCUGCACACAAACCACACACACACACACACACCAAUCAAACGAACCAUCACGACACACACAGCAAAGCAUUCGCCCCCACUGACUGACUCACCCGGUAGUAGUCCAAUCUCGCUCUCUCAGCCUCAACAGCCCGGUAGGUCGACCGGUACGCCACACACGUCCGCCCGUCGUGUGUGGCCGAGCCAGCCCCGUCGGCCUCCCACUGCAGCCCACAGAGGAUGCAGAAAGUCUGGCGGCAGGCAUUGCACGUCACCCGCCGGGCGUCGGUGUGGCCGUCGCAGCCACGGGGAGGCCGCCAGAAGAUGCGCCGGAUGUUGAUGAGAGAGGAGGGCUCGGCUCGCUGCUUUUGGUCGAGGGCGGCUCGGUCGGCGAGGAAGGUGUGGUUGCAGCCUGGCGAUGGGCAGUGGAUGGGCUCUUCGUCAAACUCGGUGCGGGAAUGCCUCAGACCCAUCGUUAGUGACCUGUGGGUGGACAGGAUGGGGUGGACACAGCGGUGAAAGGGAUGAGUGAGUGUUGCUUGUUGGUUUCAUGUGUGUGGUGUGUGCGCUGACUGACCACUGUAGGUAUCUGCGCCAUAGGUCUGGUCGCCAGUAGCACGCGUCUCUGAUGAUGGCCUGGGGCAGCUCAUCCCGGCAGUAGAGGCACUGCAGCUCCCUCUUGCUCUCAUCGAAACACGAUGCCAUCUGACGCCUGCACACACACAUCCCACUCGCUCCUUUCCUGCGUGCCUGCCUGCCUGCCUGGCUGCCUAUCUGUCUGUUUUGUGUUAGGUACCUAACCGACCUGAUGCAUUUGAGGCAUGCUGAUGCUCCGCAGGGCAGGCGCACGAUGAAGGUCUUCCGCCUCACGUACAUGCAGAUGACGCAUUCGGUCACCAGAUCUGGCGACGCACGACACACCAGCGUGCAGAUGCCCUCGUUCACAUCCCCCGUCGGCAGCAGCGUCGUGCGCACCGCAUGGAACGCCUCUGAAACGAAACACGCACACAGACAGACAGACAGACACCACAGAGCAUCUGAUGCUGUUAACUGCUGUGAUGUUGCGGGCUGGCCGUGUGAGUGUUGUGUGUCCGCUCACGUGUGAGCCUCCUCAUGGUGGCUCGGCGGUUGUGCCAGACGUGUGGUAUGUGUGCAGCAAGGACGGUGUAGAGAAGUGGCACGACACAGGCAAUUGAAACGGAAAAGAGAAGUAUCGCCAAACCAACUGCAGGGUCUCCGUCGUUGCUCUUGACGCUCAUCAGCUCAGUGAGGGAUGCCGCUUUGGUCCACAGCCCGGCGGCGUGAUUCACAGCCUCCGUCCUUCAGCAUCCUUCAGCCGAUGAUCGUCACGGAGGUCGAACUCACCGAAACGCGUAAUGCGGAAGGAAGAGG